GUUACGCUACACCGGGGGACAAAUCAACUACGGCGGCCGUGUCACCGAUGACUGGGACCGACGCUGCUUAAUGAACAUGCUAGCCGACUUCUACCACCCUGAUGUGCUGCAUGAGGAUCACUUGUACUCGGCAUCCGGGAUAUACAAGCAAAUCAGCAGCGAAUCCGAUCACGCGGGAUACCUGGCAUACAUUCGUGGAUUGCCUAUCAACGAUCUGCCAGAGGUCUUCGGUCUGCAUGAUAAUGCCAACAUCACGUUUGCGCAGAAUGAGACCUUCGCGCUGUUGGGAGAUCUGCUGAAAUUGCAGCCCAAGACAUCUUCAGCUGCAGCUGGUAGCCUGUCCAGAGAAGAGAUCAUUGAGGGUGUUGCUAAUGACCUUCUCCAGAAGUGUCCUGCACCCUUCAAUAUUCAGGAAGUCUCGAAGCAAUACCCCGUCCUCUACGAGCAGUCCAUGAACACGGUUCUCAUACAGGAAGCCAUACGGUGA
Molecule: messenger RNA, 487 nt
Organism: Dibothriocephalus latus
Lineage: Eukaryota; Metazoa; Platyhelminthes; Cestoda; Diphyllobothriidea; Diphyllobothriidae
Source: the annotation of a GenBank genome assembly